AUGAAGGAAGCCAUCAUUCAUCCCGGCCCUAAGGUCGAGAUUGUUGAUUCUCCUAUCCCCGAACCAGGUCCAGAUCAAGUAGUCACGAAGGUUGUGGUCAGCGGGUCGAAUCCUAAGGACUGGUAUGUUCCCCAAUGGAUGAAAAUAGCCGUAAACCAAGGCGACGACAUCGCCGGCAUCAUCCACACCGUCGGCUCCAACGUCACCGAAUUCAAGCCCGGCGACCGCGUGGCCGCCUUCCACGAGAUGACCAAGCCCGGCGGAAGCUACGCCGAGUACGCGCUCAGCUGGCAGCACACCACCUUCCACAUCCCCAAGACGACCAGCUUCGAGGAAGCCGCUGCGAUCCCGCUCGCCGCUAUGACCGCGGCCGUGGGCUUGUAUCUGCGGCUCGGCCUCCCGGAGCCCUGGCAUGCGCGCGAGGAACCGCAUAAGAUUCCGCUGGUGAUUUAUGGAGGCUCGUCGGCGGUGGGGUCGUAUGCGAUUCAGUUCGCGAGGAAGUCGAAUAUUCAUCCCAUCAUUGCGGUUGCGGGCGGAGGGGCGGCGCACGUGGAGAAGUUGAUUGAUAGGAGCAAGGGGGAUACGAUUGUGGACUACCGGAACGGGGCAGACGCCGUUGUCGAAGGCAUCAAGAAGGCGCUGAAUGGACAGGAGCUGUUUCACUGCUACGAUGCCAUCUCUGAGAAGGGUUCGUUCCAGACGAUGUCCAAAAUCCUCGCGAAAGGUGGGAAGAUCACGUUGGUCCUGCCUGGAAGGGAUUAUUCGGACAUUCCGGAUUACAUCGAGCAUAGCACAACCUCUGUCGGCAGCGUGCACAAGGAGUCGCCAGACUUCGGAUACGUGUACUUCAGAUUUCUCAAUAAAGGCUUGCAGGACGGAUGGUUCAAGCCUCACCCACAGGAAGUGGUGCCUGGCGGGCUGGAAGGCGUGCAGCAGGCGUUAGAAAAUUUGAGAGAUGGGAAGGCCAGUGCUGUCAAGUACGUGUUCAGAGUUGCGGACACCCCAAUGGGUAAGUCGACAUUAUAG
This is a messenger RNA of Coniosporium apollinis CBS 100218, 1026 nucleotides long. RefSeq lists its product as uncharacterized. Bases 1 to 1026 code for a protein of 341 amino acids. Gene Ontology annotation, molecular function: oxidoreductase activity, acting on NAD(P)H. The record is from RefSeq and is a predicted model, not a curated record. The transcript is spliced from 2 exons. Lineage: Eukaryota; Fungi; Ascomycota; Dothideomycetes.